Molecule: messenger RNA, 1870 nt
Organism: Metschnikowia bicuspidata var. bicuspidata NRRL YB-4993
Lineage: Eukaryota; Fungi; Ascomycota; Pichiomycetes; Serinales; Metschnikowiaceae
Exons: 1
Coding region: 341-1645 (434 amino acids)
Source: RefSeq, a predicted model, not a curated record
CAGGACUUGACCUUCGACAAACAAACCACAUAGUUGUGCAGGACAUCGGUUAUAUCCACACCUUUUAUUUUGCUACCGUCCUCUGUUUUCUGGAGACCGAGUCAUCAAGAGCCUUGCAGAGCCGUUUCGCCGACUUAGCCGCCGCCUGUUUACCCCUGAGCACCAACCCAGCAGGAAAAACUUCCUUCUCGAGUUUUUUUUGCCCGCCACUCUUUUCCCUCUCCGACACGGGAAAACGUAAACAAACAGUGACACGAGACACGUCUCCCCGCUGCCUCGCCCCACCCGCCAAAAGCCACUUCGCUUUUCGGCAGACUUUUCCUGAAUCUCCCCGCCUACGAUGUCUGGACCUUCCACCUCCAACGAGCGGACCUCGGGCCAAGGCCACCUCCAGCACCCCCUCCAGCACCCCCACCAGCACCACCUUGGCCAGCCACACCCAGCGUACCAGCAGAUGGACCACACCGCUGCCGCUGCCAUUGCGUUGGCCAACGGCCAUGAUUUCCCCAACCCGGUUGUCAUGGGCCACCACGAGGAUGAAAACGCCUACCACCGUGGUGCGUUGAGCGCUGCUGCCGCCGCCCAGAUGCAGCAGCAACAAGUCUUGCAGCAGCAGGCCUUGCAGCAGCACCACCAGAUGCAACAGCACCACCAGAUGCAACAGCACCACCAGAUGCAGCAGCACCACCAGAUGCAGCACAUGCCAAUGCAACAGCAGCACCUCCCACCCCACCACCAGAUGCAGCAGCAGAUGCACCAGCAGCAGAUGCCCCAGCACCAGCACCCCAUGGGCAUGCCCUCGGCGGGCAUUGACUACGAGAACGGCGGCUUCCUCAUCUCCAGACACGGCGAGGGCGACAUCAUCAAGACGUUCAACAGCAAGCAGGAGUUGGUCAAGUAUGUCAAGAGCGUGCUCAACGAGGAGGAACAGUGCAAGAUUGUCAUCAACUCGUCCAAGCCCAAGGCUGUGUACUUCCAGUGCGAGAGGUCCGGCUCCUUUAGAACCACCGUCAAGGACGCGACGAAAAGACAGAGGGUUGCUUACACCAAGAGAUCCAAGUGUGGCUACAGAUUAGUUGCCAACUUGUACCCUCCUGAGAAGGACAAGUCAAAGAAGAUCAAGAAGGACAACGAGUUUGACGGCUACGAGGAGGACAAAAGAGAGGCGGAGAUGUGGAUCUUGAGAAUGAUCCAGCCUGCCCACAACCAUGCCCCCGAGCCCAAUUUCGCCAUGAUUGGAGGCAAGAAGAAGAGAGCCAAGUACACCAGGACCUUGGUGGAAAAGCCUUUGCACAGAAGCCAAGGCGCCGCUGCCGCCGCUGCCGCCGCCGCCGCUGCCGUCGGGUACCAGCCAGAUAUGCUUGAUCACCAGCAUCUCCAGGCCCAUCCUUACCAGCACCUUCAGCACCAGCAACAACAGCUCCACCCACAUCUUCAGCACCCUGUGCACCACCCUCACCACCAUCACGAGGAGACUGCGCAUCCAUCAGUGCAAGAUGUUGCUGUCAUUGCCGCAAUCGAAGCAGCUCCUGGCAACCCCUCUUUGCUGAACCCUCCAGUGGACCCAAGCAUCGACCCUUCGGUGGACCCCAAUGUUGACCCCAGUGUUCAACAGCACGACCAUGCCCACGGCCAUGUCCACUGAUCGUGCUAAAGACAGACGUGUAUACUACUCUUUCUCAGCUUCUUUGCAUCACGGGCCGCGGACCGCCAGCUUGUAUGUGGCAUGUUGGUCGCUCUGCACAACUCCGGCGUGGUCGAGAGUGUGGGAGCUGGGCUUUUUCUACUACUAUAUUCCUGUGAGGCGCGCCACUCACCCUUGUUCUAUGUUUGUAUAAUACCAAUAAACAAUUGUUAAUCCUCUGCAUAU